Messenger RNA from Paramacrobiotus metropolitanus, 3015 nucleotides. RefSeq names its product tripartite motif-containing protein 3-like. Lineage: Eukaryota; Metazoa; Tardigrada; Eutardigrada; Parachela; Macrobiotidae. Gene Ontology annotation, biological process: proteasome-mediated ubiquitin-dependent protein catabolic process; protein polyubiquitination; negative regulation of translation. The transcript is spliced from 8 exons. Bases 733 to 2724 code for a protein of 663 amino acids. The record is from RefSeq and is a predicted model, not a curated record. Gene Ontology annotation, molecular function: ubiquitin protein ligase activity; protein binding; translation repressor activity.
CCUUUAUUCUUUCCAGACUGGAAAUAUUGUUGUGGCCAUUGAGACCAUUCGUAUUAAAUAAGUAAAACUAUACGGAACACCGAUAUCACGGUUUCUUUUGUCAUAAAUAAAUAAUAAGCAAAUAUGCGAGCAUACUGGAUAACGUGUUUUAGUAGCCGGCUUUACUUCAAGUAAACACACCAUGUUCAGUAUGCCGGUUAUUAUAGAAUCAGUAGGUCCUGUUUAUGUUGCUCUUGAUCGUUUAAGAAUGUGAAGAAAGAAUACGUUAUCGAUUUGUGAGUCCAGCAUCAUAGCAUGUAUAGUCCCCGCCAGUAAGGCAGAAUAUUGAUUAUUUUCUGUAUAUGCUCAACUUCCGGUUCAGUCGAUGCCAUGAUUAAACAGCCUCGCCAGCUGGCCCGUGUGUCGUUAUCCGGGGCGCAUUUGCGAGGGAGAAUUUUAUGGAAUACAUGGAUGCGUGCCAGGAUAUGUACCAGCUAUGUGUUUUUAAAUUAGAUGCGAAUGUUGGCGUUGGAAAUGUAAGUAACCUGAUUUCUGUGACAUUCGAUCGGAAACAAAAAGGCACGCAUCUCAAACCCGAAAAUUUUGAAAACCGUUUAAGAAUUUUAUUUGAAAAUUGGAACCGAGUCGCUUUUGCUACGAGUGGAUCAGGACGGAUAGCGCUGGAAGGUGACGUUUUAAGUGUUUACGUAUAAGUACGCCCUAUCUAUGCAGCGUUAGAAACCGCUCACAGGAAUGGAGACAGCAACCGACCAUAACAGCAUUUCUGAUGUGGAAAUGGAUCUGAAUGAUUUAAUAAAAGCCCCUCUUCCGUUAUGCCAGGAACAUAACGAGCCAUGUGUUUAUUACGAUUGUGGCGGAAUGACCGCGAAUACUUUAAUAUGCACAAAAUGUCGAACACAUGGAAAAUGUUCGGGCGAUAUAAAAACCAUUACGGAGAUAGUACAAGAUACAAAGAAUGCCAUUCUUGGUCUGCUACAAACAGCAAAAAGCCAAUUAAACCAAGACGAUGGUCCAGUGCUAACGUCGCCCGAUUAUUUUCUGCCGCCUUCGCAAAAAGCGCUCAGCCGCAGUUUAAACACCGACACCGGUUCGCGUACGGUCUCCCAACGCCAGAAACACAUUACGAUCCACGCGGCCGAAUGCCGGCGGAACCGGUUGCGCUCCCUGUGCAGUGAAAUUAACAAGCAGUUGGAAGAGAAUUCCAUUGCAUCCAUAUUGACCAUUAGGUCGAAGCUGAUUCCUGAGUUAUACCGAAUGUUUCAUGAAUUCAGUCAUCCCGUUGCCAAAGUGGAAAAAAUGGCUGCGCCAAAUCGCACUUUUUUCCGCCGAUCCGCAUCCAACCGGCUGACGUCAGGGACCGCUGCGAAUUCAUUUGGGUCCAAUGAGCGCAAGGGAUUUAUUUGCGCCAUUACCAACGGCAUGUCGAAGGAUGGGCUUAUUAACGCGCUGCCCGGAAAAGAGGUGAAACUGCGUAUGUUCCUCUGGAAUCGCGAUGUGCGUGGCCAGCCGCUGCAGGCCGAUAAUCUCACUGUUACGCUAUCAGCGCCCAAGGAGUCCCCCGAGGACAGCGUCCAUCAUGAGGUCAAGCGCAAGCAGCUGCGGAGUGAUUCAUUUGAAAUCACAUUCACUCUGCACAAAGAGGGCUGGUACAAUCUCCAUGUGCAGUUGUCAGGCCAUCCGGUCAGCAACAGUCCUUUCUAUGUGUCCGUCAAGAGUCCGGUGAUACACGAGGAGGCCGUACGUGAGUCACUCUUCUCGGCGUGUUCGGCGCUGACUGCGCGGAUGAACGGCCGAUCGCCGUCACAGAAAUCGACAGGAUCAGAUGGACGACGCAAUUCUAAGCUGUCGGAGCUGGAUGAAGACAGCUUGGCUACUGGGAGUGUCGGCUCUUUUGGCAGGGAACCGGGACACUUUUUGAAUCCACAAGGAGUGUGUGUAACGGAUGAAGGGAUUAUUGCGGUCACCGACAGCAACAUUGGAUGCAUCCAGCUCUUUGGUCCCAAUGGAGAGCACCUCAAGAGAUUCGGCGAUCGUGGUCGCCGUCCUGGUCAGAUCUUUCGUCCGACCGGCAUCGCAUUUGUUCCGGCUCGUUUAAGCAAAUCCACUUCUCCCUGUUUCGUGGUGGCCGAUUAUGAAAAUCGCAGCGUAUUAGUAUAUGGUACGGAUGGACAGUUCCUAUCCAGUUUCGGAUCAGCCAAAUUGACUGGUCCCAAAGGAAUUGCUGUAGCCUUGAAUGGAGAUAUAUUGGUCGUGGAUAAUCGCUCAAAUAGUGUCCUCGUGUUUCGCAACGAAAAGCUGUUCAAGAAAAUCUGGUCGCCUUCGUCCACAGCUGCUCACUUGGCUGGUCCACACUAUAUUACGGUUUCGGCGGAGUGUGGCGAUAUCUUCAUUUCCGACUUCCAUCAUCAUACCGUUAAGGUCUUCGAUGCGAAUUACAACUACCGGUUCAACUUUGGGUCUUUCAGCGCUGAGGGAGGAAUGGGCUCGUUCAGUGGACCAACUGGUAUUGCGGUGGAUCAUCGUGGAAUUGUCGUUGCUGAUUGGGGAGGCGGGAGAGUUCAAGUAUUUGACAGUCAAGGCAGUUUUUCUGCAUACGUCACGGCGCUUUCCAAACCGCUAUAUGGACCGCAGGGGCUUACAAUUGGGCCGGAUGGACAAAUUUACAUUUGUGAUUCCGGUAACCAUACGGUUCGAAUUUAUCGUCAUCCCCUCGCUCAACUUUGACGCAAUAUUCCAGUCUCGUCGUUCCCGGAUUUGAUAAACCUCGGUGAAUGGAUGAUAAUUUGUUGAAUCGACAUAAUUAUAUAUCGUUAAUAUUUGUUAAUUUGUCGCAUAAUACAAACGACUGUAUUUAUUGAAUUGUUUUUCGAAACGUUGUCCCCCCCACUCUACUGCAUUUCGCAAAAUUUUAUGCAGUCUUUGUUUUAAUUUAAUUUUAUGUAUCGAGAACUUUACUUCGAUUUUUGUGCAGAUUACUUAAUAAACGCAGAACCCAAUAAAAAUAAAAUAACAAGU